Messenger RNA from Aspergillus pseudotamarii, 1700 nucleotides. RefSeq names its product thioredoxin peroxidase DOT5. The coding region runs from base 545 to 1168 and encodes 207 amino acids. NCBI's taxonomy places the organism in Eukaryota, Fungi, Ascomycota, Eurotiomycetes, Eurotiales, Aspergillaceae. Gene Ontology annotation, molecular function: thioredoxin peroxidase activity. Gene Ontology annotation, biological process: cell redox homeostasis; cellular response to oxidative stress. The transcript is spliced from 2 exons. The record is from RefSeq and is a predicted model, not a curated record. Gene Ontology annotation, cellular component: cytoplasm.
UCUCAGCGUGCAGCCUGGAUCGGGAGUUCUCGGCAGAAAACCCACAUCAGCGGUAAUAUGGACUUAACGGUUUUUGGACAUACUUCGUAGUACGGAGUACUCUGUACGGAGUACUUCAGAAGAACUACUGGGUACUACGUGCCUACCCACUUCAUACUUAAGAUGAUUGGCAUUCAAUGACAAGAGAUAACUCCACAGCUGAUAUGCAUACGCAUAGCGUAUUAAGCUAACACCGGCAGUAUAAGUCAUAUUUGAUUCCAUCCACCGUAAUAAAAUAUCCUUUAUAUACACAUCUUGCAUUGCCGGUAGAUGCUACCCUAUAUUCUUGGGCUCCGAUUAUAGCGAACACAGCUGUCAACCACUGUACUGUGGCUUUGCUGUCUUGAAUGCUGAAUACCUUAACUGUGAAAACACAUGGAGUAGGUAAUUCGCGCAGGGCACGUACAGUCACAGGCUCUCAGCCACGUUGGAUGACAAAUUUAUGCGACACCACUGUCUUAUUCCUUCCAACACCACCAUUAUUCAACAGUAACCAUCACGAAAUAUGGUUGAGCUUCGAAAGCGCAAAGCGCCAACUCAACUGCCUCCCGCGGAGAAAAGGACCAGGAAAAGCCAACGGUCAAACACUGUACUGGAGGGCGUGCUCCAGGAGAAAGAAUCAUCCACGGUCUCAAAAGAGGUGCUCAAAGUCGGCAACCAAGUUAUUUUGGAUGGAUUUGGUGGAGAAAUUGAAACAAAUGAUGGCAUAAAGACAACACUGAAUAAGUUGGUUGAUGAAAGCAAAUCAGGUGUUGUGCUCUUUACAUAUCCUAGAGCCUCUACCCCCGGCUGUACAAAGCAAGCCUGCAUGUUUCGCGACAACUAUGACUAUUUAACUUCGACUGGGUUCUCCAUCUAUGGACUGUCCGCGGAUUCGCCAAGAGCAAACACCACCUUCAAAACCAAACAACGUCUACCCUAUCCUCUCCUCUGUGAUACUACAUCCUCACUGAUUGCGGCUCUGGGGUUCAGAAAGGCACCUAAAGGAACAGCCAGGGGCAUUUUCGCUGUAGAUAAGGAAGGUACUGUUCUGCUACUACAGCCUGGUGGCCCAGAUGCCACGGUAGAGGCUAUGCGGCAAUUGAUUGCAAGGAACUCCAGUAGUAACGACUCAAAGUCGGGUAUCUGACAGCUUCAGUCACCAGCCAAGGCAACCAGAAGGACAGCAACCAGAGGCAAACAGAAUCAACCGCACCUAUACAAGCAGGACUACUUGCAGUUUCUGUCCCCUUCGAAGUGGCUAUCUACCGAAUGACUACGGUUACGGCCGAGUCCAUAUCAUUCGUUUCUAAUAGACAAUGUAUGUAAAAUUGUGCGUUUUGGCAGUUCUCCGGAGCCGUGCUCCUCAAUGUUAGCCUAUUUGGAAACGCUUGGCGAACCGCUCAAACAACCCAUGUAGUGGUAUCAAUCAUUCUUACAAUAUUCCCAGUUUAGACUUUACUAAACCAUGUUCCCCUUCCAACUUUGUGGUUGUGACUAUAUUUGACUUACAUCUACAGUGUUCAAUUUAUACUCACCAAUAGCCCUCGUGCCAUUGGCUCAAACGGACAGCAACAGUGUGCGGAAAUAUAGUUGUUCCGUACACGGCGACGUUUCUAACCCGACAGCUUGAUUUCACCACAGGAUGACAAUAGACUUAAUUCAUUCGGGUUCUAUUUCUA